AUGCCACGACUUGACGCAGUUUCAAUGGCUCCCAAGAAGUCCGAGAAAGGCUACACCGGCCCGGAGGAUGAACAGCACGGGAAAGACACCAAAAAAGAAGCGAGCAGAAUAUCCAGAGGCCAGGUGGAGGAGACAAGUGCCGAGAUGUCAGUGCGGUUCCUGAUCAAUGAAAGAUUCAAUCGGAAGAUUCCAUAUCACCCGGAGAUGAAGGCAUCCACGUUGUUUUCCUUUUUGGAACGCUAUUUGAAGUCAGAAGGUGUCUAUGCCUGGCGUAAUAAGCCUGGGAUCGGUUUAGAAUGUGAAGGGCCUUGGCUGAUUUUUGGAGGUCGCGCUCUUCUUCCAGACGGUGAAGAGUUCAAUUUCUUCGGCAGGACUGGUCAGAGGCCCACCGGGGAGCCCAUCAAUGGCUACCUGGCCGGUGACCGGACGGUGUCGAGUCUCGGGUUGAGGCCUGACUCGGAGAUUGCCAUUGCGCCCAAAGAUGUGAUGGAUGUCUUCUUUCCCUAUGAAGAUGACGAUGAAGGACAGAUUGCCGGAGAUCGUGCACAAUCUGUUGAAGACCAGAGCAAGAAGUGA
Messenger RNA from Cladocopium goreaui, 576 nucleotides. NCBI's taxonomy places the organism in Eukaryota, Dinophyceae, Suessiales, Symbiodiniaceae. The record is from the annotation of a GenBank genome assembly.